Molecule: messenger RNA, 4439 nt
Organism: Motacilla alba alba
Lineage: Eukaryota; Metazoa; Chordata; Aves; Passeriformes; Motacillidae
Gene: SLC26A9
Product: solute carrier family 26 member 9
Exons: 21
Coding region: 768-3188 (806 amino acids)
Biological process (GO): transmembrane transport
Cellular component (GO): membrane
Molecular function (GO): oxalate transmembrane transporter activity; bicarbonate transmembrane transporter activity; sulfate transmembrane transporter activity
Source: RefSeq, a predicted model, not a curated record
UGGGAGCUGGAGGGAAGCAGAGAUGUCUCCUCCCAGCCCUGCACUGUGCCACGGGACCCGUUCCCUGCCCAAGAUCCAUCAGAGCCCCUUAGCACCUCCUUGCACCCCCUUCUCCCCCUGGCUCUUAUUCCACCAGGCAUCACUGUGGUUUCUCCUGGAAAACAGACUGGAACAGCAAAGUUUUGACUGAACUUUAUGGAUUCUGGCAUUUUGCCUUUUCUGAGGUGUGGAUAUUUCUCAUAACUGAUUUAUAUGCUCUUCUGGUGCCUUCUUCUUCUAUUUCUAAUGGGUGAAGGUAAAGAAAAGGUUAAACUCCAGGGACAAAUGUGUGUGCCCAGCACAUGGCAUCCACCCCCUGAAUACAACCCCUGCUUCCUCCCCCUCCCCAGAUUACUGGGAAUGAUUUUUCCCCCAAAUACUCAUGCCAGAAAUGUGGGACUGUAGAUGUGUCUCUAUCCCUGGCAGCUUUUCUUCCUGCAUCAGUUCAUUUGUAGCGAGGCCUGUGGCCCUCCAGAGCCAAAGGUGAAACAGAACUAAAUCCACCAAAUUCUCCGUGUGGAAAAGAGUUUGUGCCCAAGUGGCCCAGCUGAAGACUCUGGGGUGCCUUGGUGGUCAGUUCCCGGCGUGGUCCUCGGCUGGACUCGGUCCUGGCACAUUCCCAAUGCCAGGAGGUUGCAGGCAGUGACCGGGGAGCGCGGGGCCGGAUCCGCCAGCGCCCGGCGGCAGAGGUGAAUUAUCCAACAUCUGCUGGAAUACCGGAGCUGAAGAUGAGCCAGGCCAGGCCUCGCUAUGCCAUCGAACGCCCUGCCUACUCUGUCAGCCUCUUCGACGAGGAGUUUGAGAAGAAAACCAGAGCUUACCCCGUCGGGGAGAAGCUGAGAAACCUUUUCAGAUGUUCAGCUUCCAGGGUCAAGCUCACCCUCUUCCGCCUGUUCCCCAUACUGGCGUGGCUUCCCAAGUACAAAAUCAAGGACUACAUCCUGCCUGAUGUCCUCGGGGGGCUCAGUGCAGGGACAAUCCAAGUGCCACAAGGGAUGGCCUUCGCCCUGCUGGCCAAUCUGCCUCCCGUCAACGGGCUCUACUCCUCCUUCUUCCCCCUGGUCACCUACUUCUUCCUGGGGGGCAUCCAUCAGAUGGUGCCAGGGACUUUCGCUGUCAUCAGCAUUAUUGUUGGCAACAUCUGCAACGAGCUGGCCCCAGAGUCGGACUUCCAGUACUUCAACCACACCACCAACGAGACCAGAGUGAACACCACGGCCCUGGAGGCGGCCAGGCUGGAGAUCUCUGCCACCCUGGCCUGCCUGACAGCCAUCAUACAGCUGUGCCUGGGCUUCCUGCAGUUUGGCUUCGUGGCCAUCUACCUGUCCGAGUCCUUCAUCAGGGGCUUCAUGACGGCGGCGGGGCUGCAGAUCCUCAUCUCCGUGCUCAAGUACGUCUUCGGCGUGACAGUCCCGUCUUACACCGGGCCCUUAGCUAUCGUCUACACGUUCAUUGACAUUUGUAAAGGUCUGCCCCAAACCAACCUGGCCUCCCUGGUCUACGCCUUGGUCAGCGCUGUGCUCCUGAUCGUUGUCAAGGAGCUCAACCUGAAGUACAUGAAGAAGAUCCGGCUGCCCAUCCCGAUGGAGAUCAUCAUCGUGAUCGUGGCCACCGCAAUCUCCGGCAGCUUCAACAUGCCCGACAAGUACGGGAUGCCAAUAGUGGGGAAAAUCAGCAUGGGGUUCCCAGAGCCCACCCUGCCCCUGGUGAGCAAGUGGAAGGACAUGGUGGGCACGGCCUUCUCGCUCGCCAUCGUGGGCUACGUGAUCAACCUGGCCAUGGGGAGGACCCUGGCAGCCAAGCAUGGCUACAACGUGGACCCCAACCAGGAAAUGCUUGCCCUGGGCUGCAGCAACUUCUUUGGAUCCUUCUUCAAAAUCCACGUGAUCUGCUGUGCUCUCUCUGUCACCCUCGCCGUGGAUGGGGCAGGAGCGAAAUCCCAAGUGGCAAGUUUCUUUGUGGCUCUGGUGGUCAUGGUGACAAUGCUGUCCCUGGGAAUCUACCUCGAGCCUCUUCCAAAGUCCGUGCUGGGAGCCCUCAUCGCUGUGAACCUGAAAAACUCCCUCAAGCAGCUGGCUGACCCCUUCUACCUGUGGAAGAAGAGCAAGCUGGACUGCCUGGUCUGGCUCGUGAGCUUCCUCUCCGCUUUCUUCCUGAGCCUCCCCUACGGCGUGGCGGUGGGCGUGGGAUUCUCCGUGCUCGUGGUGGUUUUCCACACCCAGUUCCGCAACGGCUCUGCCCUGGGCCAGGUGGCUUCCACUGACAUCUACAAGAACCCCAAAACCUACAACAAGGUCCAUGAAGUUAAUGGGAUUAAAAUCAUCACCUACUGCUCGCCGCUGUAUUUCGCCAACUCGGAGAUAUUCCGGGAGAAAAUCAUAGCCAAGACAGGGGUGGAUCCUGGCAAGGUGUACUUGGCCAGGAGGAAAUUUGUGAAACAGCAGGGGAAGGGCACAGCACAAGCGCCAGCAAAGCUCCCAAAAUUCCUGCUGAAGGAGAACAAGACCUUGUCUUUGCAAGAGCUCCAGAAGGACUUUGAGAGCGCCUCUCCAACAGACACCAACAACAACCAGACCACCGCCAACGGUGCCAGCAUCUCCUACAUCACCUUCCACCCUCCGGCCCCCGGGGCUGGGCCAGGGCAGAGCCCUGGGGAGCUGGGCAGCACCAGCACCCUGCAGGGCAGCACCCUCAGCGUCCUGCCCACGGCAAACCCCGACCCCGUGCUGACAGCACCGCCCUACAUCAGCUUCCACACCAUCAUCCUGGACAUGAGCGGGGUGUGCUUUGUGGACCUGAUGGGCACAAAGGCGCUGAGCAAGUUGUGUUCCAGUUACCAGAAGAUUGGGAUCAAAGUGUUCUUGGCAAAUGUGCAUGCCCAGGUGUACAAUGACAUCAGCACAGGGGGAGUCUUUGAGGAAGGAGGCCUGGACCGAAGUCACAUCUUCCUGACCAUCCAUGAUGCUGUUUUGUUUGCACUGGCCAGUAUCAGAGAAUUUGUCCACCCACCCAUCUUGGAAGAGAGGCCGACCCAGACAGAGCUCUCCAUCUAUGACGAGUCUGUGGACGAGGGCAGUGCAGAGUACAAGAACCUGGAGGAGGAGAUGUUUGGGAGCAUGUUCCACUCAGAGACCCAGACAGCUCUGUGAGCUCAGCGAGCACCGGGCAGACCCUCCAGAGGAGACUCCUCUCUCCCACCCCUCCGUGGAGAGCUCUGCUUCUACCUGGGGACACAACAGGUCUGCAACGAGGCCAUCACCCCCAGAACUGCCAGAUCCUCCCUCCUCCCUGCUCUGCUCGUGGCACUCAGAGCAAAGGACUCUGAGCAGGCAGGGCCAGCUGGGGCAGCAGGAGCUCAGGAGAUGCCAUCUCACGGAUUCUCAGCUGCAGGCAGGCACCUGAACUCGGGGGACGUUCAGCCACCCCUUUGUCCCUCACCUGGAGUUGCAUCACCUGGCCAUCCUGCUCCUGGCCUUUCCCUGCUCCCCGUUUCCCCCAGCAAGUGAAACACAAGCACACACUGACAGCCUUCCGGGGCUCGCUUCACGAGGUGUGGCAGGGCAGCUCUGCCAGCUGCUGCUGCUCUCUGAUGUGCACUGACCCGGGGGUGGCACUGCGGCCCCCCGAAGCUCCCUGCGUGUCUCUGCAGCCUCUGCCUCUCCUCUUCUGCGUCCCAGCAUCCCAAAAAAACACUGCCUCGCACCAGUGCUGUAUUUCUGACACCCCAAAGACCUCAGGACUCCCUCAGCAGGGCUCAAUUCUGAAAUACAUCUAUUUUUUUCUUACUAAUAGGACAGGCUUGUACUCAGAAAUAAGAAUUGUGUGCACGUUGUGGGUUGAGUACAUGAAAACAGAUUCUAUUUGAAACUGCUAUUUCUAUUUUAACACUCUGACAUACUACAAAUGUAAGCAAGCUUUAGUGUAUGGUUUUGAAGCACACGGGGGUUAUUCAGCUGAUUGCUGAAGGCUUCCUGGGGCUUUCCUGCAGCUCCCAGAUGUCUCAUUUUUAAGGAAAACAGAACUUCCUGAACCAUCCUUGCUGGACGGUCACUGAAGGAAACAACAGCAGCAGCCUGCCAGUUUGGUUUUAUGUAACAUCUCAAUAACCAAGUCACCAUUUCUCUACCUCAGUUUCUGAUUAUGUGGUGCAGGAGAGUAAUAAAACCAAAGGAGGCAGAAAACCCCACUAGCUGAUGGCUGUUACUUAUUUUAAUCUUAGACAACAGUGGUUUCUCCAGAAAGCUCCACGUAUAGCUUGUUUUACAAGGUAAAAGCAAGAGAUGAAGCCUCUUAAACUAUCUUUGAGGGUGAUUCCUCAUGGCCUUUUGUACUGCCUGAGUGCUCCUUUUAAAAUGUGCCAAUUUGGAAAGAAAGGCAACAAUGAAAUUGGGGCAGAGCUA